GUACUUUUCUCUGUGCCGUUCUACGUGAUGCGAUAUGUGGAUGGUGGCGCGCAUCAUCGCUAUCAUCUCGAUGUGGAUCGUCUAGACAGUGCGCCGAGCACAGCGCGACCAGUACGCCGAGCAUCAAUCGCGUCAGUUUCGCUAGAAGAUGCCAAUCGCCUGGAGUGGGUCACCCCGUUCAUUUGUCUCUUUACUUGUUAG
Molecule: messenger RNA, 201 nt
Organism: Gongylonema pulchrum
Lineage: Eukaryota; Metazoa; Nematoda; Chromadorea; Rhabditida; Gongylonematidae
Source: the annotation of a GenBank genome assembly